This is a messenger RNA of Acaulospora morrowiae, 848 nucleotides long. The record is from the annotation of a GenBank genome assembly. NCBI's taxonomy places the organism in Eukaryota, Fungi, Glomeromycota, Glomeromycetes, Diversisporales, Acaulosporaceae.
AUGGCAGAUUCCGAAUACGACAGUAGGACUAAUAUCUUUGCUGAUUCACGUACUUAUUACAGUACUGGAAACCACAGUCUCACCGAUUCAAACGUCAGGCAGUACAGGAGUUUCGCGAUGUCCAAAACAUCUAGUCCAAAAGCUGGAACGGGCGAAAAGGAUGUGCGCAAGAGACGAGCAUCACAUGACGAGAAGACAAAUCGACCCCGCAAAUUCAUAAUAGACGUGGAGGAGACGAAGCGGAUCUUGCUAGAACAAGAAGAUACAAACGGAGACAGUCAAAUCACCAUUCAGGAUUUGGGUCCCAAAACCCUGACCGUCGGCACGGCUAGUUCGGGUGGUCAUAGGAAGUUUGAGAUUCGCGGCACUUACAUGUUAAGCAAUCUUUUGCAAGAGUUGGCAUUGGCCGAAGGUUACGGACGUAAACAUGUGGUCCUGGAUGAAGCUCGAUUAAAUGAGAAUCCGGUGGAUCGUUUAUCUCGCAUGAUCAAAAACCUUUUCUGGGAUGGGCUGACCAGGAAGAUUGAUGCCGAAGGGUUAGAGGUGAUUUGCGCCGAUCCGAAAAACAGAACUGCCGAUCAUUCGCCGAGGAUCUAUAUUCCUCAUGGUGAAGAUGAAAUAUAUGAAUAUUAUAAAGGCGUCGCGGAAACUCGACCUCAUCUGAAGUUGGAAGUGGAAAAACUUCCAAAAGACAUUACCCCCGAAUAUGUGAAAAGCAUCAACGAUCGACCCGGUAUUCUCUCUUUGGCAAUGCAAAAAACUAUUGACGACAAAGGCAAUGUCACUUUCAAGGGCGUCCCUUUUGUUGUGCCCGGAGGUCGAUUUAACGAAAUGUAUGGAUGGGACUC